AUGGAAAAAACUGAGAAGCUGACGCCAGCUCAGUCCUUUCCUUUUCUGUGCCAUUCUCCAAGGAGCAGUCCAGAGCGCAGAGCGGUUUCUCUGAGAAAAUCUCUGUCCGUCUCUGAACUGGUUGCCAGGUACCAGAGCUUCCUGGAAAGUGAAAGCAGCAUGUCAAAGCAAGAACAUCCCAAGCUCAUGGAGAGAAGAUAUCUAUCACAGACUAAUGUCAGUCCAAUGGGGAAAAACCAUGCCUUAUCUCAAAGCCAUCCCAGUGAUAUGUGCUCGAGCAAGUCCAUGGAGGAUCUUCCGAUCCCUAACAUCAGUGCCCCAACAAGGAAUCUCAAAGGACUCCUGACCAGCUUUGACACUCCUAAAGCCACUCCACGGUGUAAGAGUUUACAUUUUGCUCCACUGAAGACACCAUCUCCCAAUGGCAUUUUGAGGAAGAGGGAGGCUGAUGCCAGAAUCAUAACAACAAUCCAACCCCUGAGCAUGGAGAUCAAACCCCAUAAAGACCCAUCCUUCCCUUCCUCUCUUCAGAGCAUCCAGAGGAAUGCACAAUGGAGUCCUGCCACCAUCAAAUGGAAGGAGUCUCCUGCAAAGGAAGGGAAGCUGUUCUGCGACAGGCAGGCGAUCAUCUCCUCGGUGCCGGAUACAGCCCAUGACUCAGCCACGGGCAGAAGCUAUGAGAGGACGCGGUCAUUUUUAGACACAUCAGACAACACUAGCCACAUACUUCACCAAGGACGAGGGAGGUCCUCUGCGCCCUCCGUGAAGGAGCUGUCGGCUCUCUAUCUCUCCCAGACAGCUGCUGCUGCUGCUCACGCCGGCAGCCCCACACAGCCGAGUACUGUGAAGGACAACUCCAUUCACUCUCCCCACAGACAGAAGAAAAGCAAGAUGUCAGAAGCUCAGAAAUCAUCUAAAGUUGCCAUCAAGAAAAUGGAAGACGACUUACCUCCCCCUCCUGCCCUUGGCUCAGUCCAGGUCAUCGCUCCAGGGAGCCAGGAUCUCAACCCACUCCCUGUGCCUCCUCCAAAGCAAGCCUUCUCCAAGUUCUACCAGCAGCGUCAAGUGAACGAGCUGAAGAGGCUCUACAGACACAUGCAUCCUGAGCUCAGGAAGAACUUGGAAGAAGCUGUGACUGAGGACCUGGCAGAAAUGCUUAAUACUGAAGAUCCCAAUGCACAGGCAUCUGUGAACCUGGACAAAGUUCUUCCAGGAGAGGUUCAGUCCAUGCGCUGGAUUUUUGAGAACUGGGCACUUGACUCCAUUGGGGACCAUCAAGCCACAAAGAAGCUGGCAGAAGAAGAGAUCAUUCCCGGUGGGGAUGUGAAAAAUACUUCCCUGAGGUUUGAAAGCCAGUCAAUCAAUGGGGACAGUCUGUCAACAUCAGCCAAGGUAUCAGACACAGACCUUGCCAGAGGGGAUGUGCAUACUGCCCGGUGGCUGUUUGAAACCCAACCACUAGACUCAUUAAACAAACUGUAUUCGGAUGAAACCGAAGUGCAGGAGGCAGUUCUCAAGGAGCCUGUCCAGGGAGGUGAUGUGAAAGGUGCCAAACAGCUCUUUGAAGCACAGUCCUUGGAUGCUAUAGGACGCUGCUGCUCAGUGGAGGAGAAGAGCAUCCUACAACUCAAGUCAGAAAUCCAGGAGCUAAAAGGCGAUGUUAAGAAGACUGUCAGGCUCUUCCAAACAGAGCCCCUCUGUGCCAUCAGAGACAAAACUGGGAACAUCCAUGAAAUCAAGUCCGUCUGCCGAGAAGAAAUUCAGAGCAAUGCAGUCAGAACGGCUCGCUGGCUGUUUGAGACUCAGCCCCUGGAUACCAUCAACAAGGACACUUCCAAAGUGCAAAUAAUCCGUGGGAUUUCAUUGGAAGAAAUUGGAAGGCCAGAUGUCAGUGGAGCAAGGUGGAUAUUUGAAACUCAGCCUCUGGAUGCCAUCAGAGAAAUCACAGUUGAAGAACAGGAUUUCAAGGCUUCAACAGAUUUUGUCACAGGGGCAGAUGUCAGUAAGCAGCGAAUGCUCUUUGAGACCCAGACUCUUGAUUCUCUGAAAGGAGAAGCUUCAGAAAGUGUUGUAGCCAAAGAGCAAGUCAUUGGAGGUGAUGUGAAAUCUACACUCUGGCUAUUCGAAACUCAGCCAAUGGAAACCCUGAAAGACAAUUUUGAGGUGGGACGUUUAAAAAAAGUAGAGCUUUCAGCAGAGGAGAAGGGAGACGUGAAGCAAAGAAAACAUGUCUUUGAGACCUGUCCCCUUGGCAGCAUCUCCAAGGCAUUUGAGGAAGAAAUUCCAGCCGCCAGCAUGGAAGAGGUAGUGAAAGGGGAUGUGAAGUCUUUCAAGACCCUGUUUGAGACUCUCCCCUUAGACAGCAUUAAGCAGGCUGAUGCUGAGCCCGUCAUCAAAGAAGAGGAGAAGAUUCCAGCUGGCAACGUCAAAGCCAACCAGAUCCUGUUUGAGACAACACCUUUGUAUGCCAUCAAGGAUAGUUUUGGCAAUUUCCAUGAAGUCACCUCUGUAAGCAGAGAGCAAAUCAUCAGUGGUGAUGUCAAGAACUACAAAUGGAUGUUUGAAACCAGGCCCCUGGACCAGUUUGAUGAAAGCACCAAAAAAGUGGACAUAAUACGGGGGAUCACAAAACAAGAGGUGGUGGCUGGUGAUGUCAGAACAGCCAAGUGGCUCUUUGAAACUCAGCCCAUGGACGUCAUUCAAUACCAAGCCAUGCAAGGUGAGGAGCGUCCCUCGGUGAAGCGGGAGAUCUCCCAGCGGGGGGAUGUGAAGACCUGCAGGUGGCUUUUUGAGACCCAGCCCAUCCACACCCUGUAUGAGAAGGCUGAAAAGAAGCAGGAGGAGGAUGGCAGUGUGCCCCAAGCUGAUGUGAAGUCAUACACAUGGAUGUUUGAGACUCAGCCCCUGGACUCCCUGAAAGGCCAGGAGGAGCAGUAUUUACAAGUCAGUAAGGCAUACAGUCAGGAGGAAUUACAGGGAGUUGAUGUCAAAACUGUCCGGCACCUAUUUGAGACCGAACCCUUGGGCAGCAGUGUUGUCAGUGAAGCUGACCGAAAAAAAACCAUGCGGUACUCCAGUCGUGUGGAGAUACAGUCUGGGGAAGUGUCCAGAGUGAAGGAGUUCUUUGAAGCUAAGCCCUUGGAUACAGCCACCAAACCAACAUCCCAGAAGGAUGAUGGGACAAUUGAAGCUGGAUCCGUGCACAAGUUCACUUGGCUCUUUGAGAACUACCCUAUGGACUCCCUGAAGGACUGCUCUGAGGGCAUCCAGGAAAUCCCUCCAGAGAAGGAUGUCAAGGGGGGAGAUGUUGGAGGCAAAAGGUUCGUAUUUGAGACCUAUUCCCUUGACCAAAUCCAUGACAAAGUGGAUGAGACAGAGCUCCAGAAGAUCCAGAAAGACACCAUGAGCAAAGCUAAUGUCAAGUCCUGCACAAUGCUCUUUGAAAGCCAACCCUUAUACGCUAUCCAGGACAAAGAGGGGGGAUACCAUGAGGUCACCUCAGUGCAGAAAGAAGAAAUCAUGAAAGGUGAUGUGAAAGGCGCCCGGUGGUUGUUUGAAACUAAACCCCUGGAUCAGAUCAAGAAGGAAGAAGAGGUGUUUGUGAUUAGGGCUGUCACCCAAGAGGACAUCAAGAAAGGAGAUGUCCAGUCUGCCCGGUGGAGGUUUGAGACAGAGCCUCUUGACUCCUUCUCAGGGGGAAAGAUGUCUGUGCCCAGAACAGUAGAUGAUGUGCAGAAGGGAGAUGUUCAGUUCAACAAGCAGCUCUUUGAGUCCCAGCAAGUGGGCCAGAAGAAGUAUGUGAGGAUGGUCAGUGUCAGUGAUGUUCAGCGGGGUGAUGUGAGGACAUCCACUUGGCUUUUUGAAAACCAGCCUGUGGACUCCCUAUACGGGGAUGCGGAGAGAAGCUCAUCUAUCAGUACCGUGCAGAGAGAGGACAGCCAGAAAGGGGAUGUAAAACGCUGCACCUGGUUGUUUGAAACCCAGCCAAUGGACACCCUUAAGGACCCAGAGGUGACAACCAGUGCUGGGGCCCAAGAAGCCAUCCCUCACGCAGAUGUGAAAAGUACAACGUGGCUCUUUGAGAGCACACCCUUGGACAAAUUUAGUGCUUCUGAAGGUAGUAUAGAAACAGAACUGAAAGAAAGGACCAUGAAGGAGACUUUAGAGACGCUCUGCACUUGCCAGGCUAUUCAGCUUGAUGGGAUCCUCAUUGAAGCCAAUGAUAUGGAGAGUGUGAAGAUGGUGAAGUACCAGCUCAGCAGCCCAGGUGCUCCAGAGAUCCUGAAAGAGGAGAUUGUGGGAGGCCAUUUGCAAAGGAUCAUGCUGCAGCUCCUGCACAGAACCAAUGUGGAAGCACAGAGCGUGCUGGUGGAGGAGGACAGAGAGGGCAAGAUCAAAGUAAGCCCAUUGCAGCUACUGGACCAGAGUGAAGCUGUUAAAGGCAAAGAGGACUUGAGCGGAAAUGUAGCUAAGGCUUUACAGGUUCUCCUCAGUCAAGAUGCUUCCAUCAAAAAGGGGAUGGUCUUACAAGAGACAAAGUCAGGAUCAGUGAAGAUGACUCUCUACUCCCUCCUGUUCCAUUCUGUCCAGCAGAAAGUUGUCAAGGGGGAUGUGAAGUCAACGAUAGGGAACCUGUUGGCUUCUUCUCAGGAGCAGAAAGCAACAGCAACUGUUAAGCGUGAGGACAAUGAGAAGGGAAAUGUCCAGCUUUUCGCGAGCUGCAUUGAGAAGGGAGAUCUAGACUAUCUGAAGAAUCUCCAGCAGGAGUCCGAGAUACAAUCCCUCAUCUCUUCCCAAGCAGAGCAGGGGGCAAAUGAGAGUGCCCCACGGGUUGUGCAGGGGGCUAAGAUACAUAUCUUACCAAAUAAAGAACAAAUAGAGAAAGUAAUUGCAGAGCCAGGGGCUAUGGAGGGAGCAAAAAAGGUAUUCGCAUGUGAAAGCACGGGCAAAGAGGGUGCAUUAGAGAGAGAGGCUGUGCAUGCAGCAGGUGUGACAGGCACCACUGUGCAAUGUCUUGGGAAGCCCCUGCCCACAGUGACGGGAAAGGAAGAAAUUCUGUCGGGAGGGCUUAAAGUGACUACAAAGUCAAUCCAAAGGGUUGCAGAUGUCAGCAAGAAGGCAGAGAAAGAAGAAUCCACCACUGCCAGUUUGAAGGAACCCAAAGCUAUGACACAAGGUAAAUUUCCAACUCAUGUGAUGGCUCAGAGGGGAGAAGUGGCUGGGAAACAGCAGAGUUUGGUGACUGGGGAAGCCAGCCAGAUGCAGCCAGAAGAAAAGGCCCUUGGCAGUGAUCUUCAGGCUGCAAUGCAAAGCCUGAGGCUAGCAACAGCAGAAGCAAAAAACAUUCAACACCAUGUCCAGAGCAAGCUACAGAGGAAUAGGGAGGAGGUCCACAUGGCCUGCAGGCAGCAGGCAGCCAGCACACAGGGGACAGUUACCCUUCAGUCAACCGUACGCCAACAAGACUCUGCAUCCACCACACAGGAGAGCACCAGCACUGCCAUCAGGACCACCACCACUAGAGCCCAGGAGGCAUCCAAGACCCACACAAGCGUGUCUCAGAAGAGCAUAGCAUCACACAAAAAGGUCAGUGCUUCAGAGGAAGUACAGGGAGGACAACUAUUGAGCCAGGAAAGCCAAGUUGUGCCUAGUAGAGAUUUUAGCAUUAAGGAUGGCCUUUAUACUGCCACACCCGUGAAAACCUAUAUAAACCCUUUUGUUGAGUCUGAUUACAAAGAGCAAUCAGUGCAAGAAGAAAGAGAUGUUAUUAUCAGAGGGGAUGUACAGACAGCUAUCAGAGCACUGCAAAGUGCCGCCACAGAACAGCGCCUGGUAGAAAAGGAGGAUGUUGUCCGAGGUAAUUUAAAAGCCACACUUCAGUCGCUGGAAAAGUCUAACGUUAAUGUCUCCAGAGGGGAUUUUAAAGCCGCUAUGAUAUACAGAAAUGCAGGGCAGUCCUAUUCUGUGUGUAAAAAGAAAAAUGAGACUCAAGUCGUUAGUAACGAGACUGCUGUAGUGGCUUCAGGGUCGCAGGCUGAUAAUGACUUUCCUCCUCCUCCUCCCUCAGUUGCUGUGAUGAAAGCAGAACAUUGCCCACCCUCAACUAAGGCAACAAGAGAAGGUGCCCUUCCACUACCAACCAGCAAAGAUGAAGCCCCAGGAUGUUCUGCACCACUCCAGACCCCUCUUCUUGCCCUCCCUUCUCUGUCCUGCAAACCCAGUGAUCAGAGUCCUGCAGAGAAGCCCAGGACUCCUCCAAAACCAGAAAUUACUGCCCCACCCCGGAAAAAACCUGUUCCCCCUCCAAAACCUGAGCACCUCUUACACGAGGCACAUUCUGCCUCUGCAAAUAACAGCACAAGCAGACCAACCAAACCCAUCCCUCCACCCCUGCCUCCAAAACCUCCAGGCCUGAGGGAGAUCAGCAAGCCAAAGCCUCCCCCCACGGAGCUGGGCUUAAGCUGCAUGGAAGUAUGUGAGCAAUCAGGCCAGGUUCAGGCAAAAUGCUGCACUUUGGAGACAUCUGUGAACAAGCCUGUCACGGGUCAGGGUAUGAGCCCUGAGAGAAAGCUGCCAAAAAACACUACCAAAACCCCUCUUCAAAUGGCAGAGGAAAGAUACAAGGCCAGCAAAGGAGGACAAGGAAAGGUGGAAUCAGGUAGUGCUAAGACUUCAAAGCCAAUAAAAAAUGGAGUGGUUAGUUUUGAAGUCGAGCAGGGUAUGAUGAGCGGGAAAGCAGCAGCUCCAAGGAGGUGCCCAGGUGAGGUGGUUCAGAGGUAUAUAGAGCUGUGCCAAGAUGAGAACGGGUGCUCUUCAGUAUCACAUCCAACCUGUCCUGGUAGAGCACAGACGCUUAAUGUGCCAGGGCAGACUGAGCCAAGCACCUCCCCUGUGGGCCACACCACUCCUCCAAAGAGAGAAAAUGACAUUGCACAAAACGCCUCGUCCAAGGUGGAAAGGGAAAGUGUGCCUAAUUCUUAUGGAUCGUGGGAUAGUCAGAGAGUCGUGCAGCAGGUGAAUGAGAGGAAGCAAAUGUGUCAUUCAAUGUCUUUCCAUCAGCAGCCAAUGAGCUCCUUUGAGGAGCAGCAGCAGGGCAACAGUGGGCAAUUGAAAUGUCCUGAUGGGGAGGCAGAGACACCUGCCCAGGAGAAGCCAGCAGUUGUUAUGAGAGAAAAAAACAAGAGAGAAACAGAAGAUGAGCGUCGGAAGAGGCUUUCAGUACACAAAGAGGAGAUCAUGAAAGGCAAUGUCAAAGAGGCUAUGGAGAUCUUUGAGAACCUCAGGAGACAGGAGGAGCUGCAAGAGAUCUUGACUCGGGUGAGGGAGUUUGAGGAGGAGACAACCAAAGUGGACGUGAAAGCUCUGAAGAGCUUCUUUGAGAAGGUUCCUGACUGGGUUGUUCGUCAGAAGGCCCACCAGGCCAAGCAACAGGACAGGGCUGAGACACUGGCAAAGGAGGACACUGACAGUGUCUCCUCAGUGGAGCUGGUUUUCGGGGACCUUGAACGAGCAAGUGCUGAGAUUAUCCACCUGAAGGAGCAGACACUUGCCCGGCUCCUCGACAUUGAGGAGGCCAUCAAGAAAGCUCUUUAUUCUGUCUCUAGUCUCAAGUCUGAGUCAGACAUCGCUGGGCUCUCAGGGCUGUUCAAGGAGUCUCUGGGGAGCACCCAAAGCUCUGUGAGCAGCAGCAAUAUCCGUAAAAUCAGUAUUGUCUCAAGCAAAGCCAAGCAGGAGGGAAUCACACAGGAGACAGGGGAAGCAGCAUCUGUGGAAGGUGCAAAGGUGGCAGAAAAGACCGAGGUAACCAAGGCAGAGCUAGAGGUCCCCCGCCUUGUUCAAUCUCGUGUCAGCUCUCCCUCCUCACCUUCCUACAUCUCCAUCGAGUCUGCUGCCAGAAAACCAGCAGAAUCACCCAGGACAACACACUCCCCCUGGGACGUCCCUUCACCAGACUGUCUUGACACUCCAGGAAAGAGGGAUGUUUUUGCUCAGGACAGCGUUAGCUCCUUUAACCAUCCAUCAGCAGGGCCUACUGGGCAUUACAUGACCCCCUUUGAGAAGAGACCAGAGCCCGUCCAAACAAAAAUUGGGCUGAGCUCAGUGAAACAGCACACCCUUGGCAAUGCCAACCAUCCGAUCAGUGAGAAAGACAGGUGCCCUCUGGACACCUCCAAAGGCAGCUGCCACUGUGGGAUGAAAGGAGGCUUUUCGGACUACUGCUCCCUGAAUGUCCCCAGCCCACAAAAUCCGCGGAGGCAGAAAAGCAUCUUGGAGCUGCAGACAGGGCCCGAUGGGUCCAAGCUCUAUGGAGCCACCCGGACUGUCAUGGAGCAGUAUGAGGAAAUGGACCAGUUUGGAAACAAAAUCAUCACUUCGUCCACCACAGUCACCAAGCAAUCUGAGACACAAACAUCUUCCACAUGUGAUGUGGUCUCUCAUCCCCAAUAUGAGGUAUCUGCCUCACCCGUGUUUCGGAGGUACUUGAAGAGCCCAGGCGAAGACUUUCGCACCAACGGCAGUUUUCAGGAGCCAGGAGUGGUCUUUGUCACCUUUGGCAACUCCAAGCCAAAGAAAUAGGAGAUUCUGGAGAGCAAGAGAGAACUGUAUAAGACAAAAAAAGAAAGUCCACAAUAAAAAAAUCUCCUGGUUUAUCCACAUUACACACAGAGAUUCAUCUACACCCUAAGAACUUCUCAGGGUCAUCGCCUUGGUGUUUGCAUACAGACAGGAAAAAUGCAGUCUGCCUUGACACUGGAGGAGAACAGCCCUCACCUAGCCAACCCAACAGACUUGGUGCUGCACCACAACCCAGAGCCCUGACACUGUUAGAAGCACAAGGGAAAAAUCCAUCCAUGGGCACCUUAGGGUAGCUUCUUCCCCCUAGAAUGUUUGAGGGGGGACGGGGGGGAUCGUAUCGGGCUUCUCUGAACUCAUGCAGAAGAAAGGAUAGGCAGGAUCAAUUAAAGAACCAACCAGCCUGGUCAUUGACAAACACCUUUAUGCUAUCUUCUUUUUCUAAUUUCAAUAUAGACUUUCCAAGAAGGGCAUCCUAAACACACAUAUAUACACAUGCUCAUAUUGCUGGUGAGUUGGAUAGGUUUUCUUUUAGCCAUUAACAAAAGAAAAGGAAAAAAAAUAUCUCAAAUUGCUGUCACUGUUGGGGUUGGGGGAGGUAGUUAUCAGUUUAUUUUUCAGUUCCUGGAAAGUACUCGAUGUUACUGAAAGUUGUCAAGCCAAGUCCUACAGCUAUUAUCAGUGCCAUUCCCCCAAAGAAAGAUGCUAUGAAAGAUUCUCUACUUGAUUCAGAAUGGUUACUGCUUUCCUUUCUUUAUUUUUAGAAUUGUAAUUUAUUAUUCAAUAUAUACAAAAAACUUAUUUUAGAUUUUCCAUGCUUUCAUACAUGUUUACUGUUUAAAUUCAUUUUGAGACUUUGUAAAGCAAUUUUCUUUUUAUUAUGACUUUGUUUUGUACAUUCUCAACUCAAGAUUUUAGAUAUUUUGUGGCUUUUUUUUUUAACUUCUAUUGCUGCGUUCUGAAGGUAAACAUUACCUCUAAAAAUA
This is a messenger RNA of Gymnogyps californianus (California condor), 9560 nucleotides long. RefSeq names its product xin actin binding repeat containing 1 (gene XIRP1). The record is from RefSeq and is a predicted model, not a curated record. The transcript is spliced from 7 exons. Gene Ontology annotation, biological process: actin cytoskeleton organization; actin filament organization. Bases 1 to 8577 code for a protein of 2858 amino acids. Lineage: Eukaryota; Metazoa; Chordata; Aves; Accipitriformes; Cathartidae. Gene Ontology annotation, cellular component: stress fiber; focal adhesion. Gene Ontology annotation, molecular function: actin filament binding.